AUCGACUUCCGUCUUACACUUAUCGACAAUUUCAAGCCUCUUUCUUCGGCCUGACGCAACUGCAACAUUCAUUUAUCUUGACGGAAAACGACCGAAUAUCCAGGGAAGAUGGAAACUCCUGGAUCCGUCGAGUCGAAAUGGCUGACUCAACUGGCGGCCAUGCGCCAGGCCAUUGCCGAUCUGAACCUCCCGAAGGACCCCGCGAAUGACCAGCUCGGCUACGGCAGCGACUUAGAAUUGGACCUGGAUGACGAGUAUUCCUCGCCCGGGACAGUCGAUGAUAUCUGGGAUGUCAUCAGUUCCGACGAUGAAUCGAGUGCCGGCUCCGAUGAGAUCGACGGGUUUGCCUUGUCCUCAGAUGGCCUAUCCUACGACCAAAUCUGGCUGGAACAGAAAUGCCAGGGUCUCGCUAUUCAAAAGCCCGGGUUGGAUGUGAUGGAGCUGGUGCAGCAAAUCACCGCAGCGCUGGCUGCUGACAGCGGCGACGACGAGCUCCAAAUGUCCCUCGCCGAGAUCGUGGGAUUCGACGACUUGGAAUUUGUGAUCGAGCUGAUUGCGCACCGGGCGGAUAUUCUGUCGAGCAUGCGGAAUGGCGUCGAGGCCCAAACCGAUGGUCUGAUGUCCGGGAAAUUGCAGACAAAAGCGGAGCGGGAGCAGGCGUUGUGGCAACAGGACUUUGACCAUAAACAUGCCCCAUUGUUGCCGGCGCAGUCGAGAAGUGAACCGCAGUACCCCCAUGUUUUCAAGACCCAUGACACGAGAAAUACUCUUGCGCUGGGAGGGAAGAAAUAUGGUUUGCCGCUGGGCAGUAAGCAGGUGGAGGAACAACGGUACACUGAAUGCGAGAUCCCAGCGUCAAAGGUUGGUUCGCUGGCAGCUAAUCAGAAACUGGUCGAGAUUGCUUCUCUGGACGGACUGUGCCAGGGAACAUUCAAGGGCUACAAGACUCUGAAUCGCAUGCAAAGUCUGCUGUACGAAGUCGCUUACAAGACGAACGAGAACAUGUUGAUCUGUGCUCCGACUGGUGCUGGUAAAACCGAUGCUGCCAUGCUGACGAUUCUGAACGCCGUCGGGAAAAAUACGAUUCCAAACCCGCUGGAGCAACCGGAAGCGACCGAGUUUGCGGUUCAAGUGGACGAUUUUAAAAUUGUUUACGUUGCACCCAUGAAGGCCCUGGCUGCUGAAGUCACUGAGAAACUUGGAAAACGACUCGCGUGGCUCGGAAUUCAGGUUCGCGAGUUGACUGGCGAUAUGCAACUGACCAAACGGGAGAUUGUGGAAACCCAGAUCAUUGUCACUACCCCUGAAAAAUGGGACGUGGUGACGCGGAAGAGCACUGGAGACACUGAACUUGUCCAGAAGGUGCGCUUGUUGAUUAUCGAUGAAGUUCACAUGCUUCAUGAUGAGCGUGGUGCCGUUAUCGAAUCUCUCGUGGCCCGGACUCAGCGUCAGGUUGAGAGCACCCAGUCUCUUAUUCGCAUAGUGGGGCUGUCUGCUACACUGCCGAACUAUGUCGAUGUUGCCGACUUCCUUAGGGUCAACAAGAUGGCUGGGUUGUUCUACUUUGACGGUUCUUUUCGACCGGUUCCUCUUGAACAACACUUUAUUGGUGUCAAGGGCAAGCCGAACUCCAAGCAGUCUCGCGAGAACCUUGACAUUGUAUCUUAUGAGAAGGUGCGUGAUAUGCUUGAGGAGGGGCAUCAGGUCAUGGUCUUUGUACAUUCGCGGAAAGAUACUGUCAUGACAGCACGGAUGCUCAAGCAAAUGGCUGCGGAGGAUGGGUGUGAGAACCUCUUCAGCUGUCAAGACCACGAAGACUACUCGAACGCUCUAAAAGACAUGAAACAUGCUCGUGCUCGAGAGUUGAGAGAUUUAUUCGCCAGUGGCUUUGGCACACAUCAUGCAGGAAUGAGCCGAAGUGACCGUAAUCUGAUGGAGCGCAUGUUCUCUGAAGGUUUAAUCAAGGUACUAUGCUGUACGGCCACGCUUGCCUGGGGUGUUAACCUCCCUGCCGCGGCCGUUGUCAUCAAGGGAACCCAGCUGUAUAACCCCCAGGAGGGUAAAUUUGUCGACCUCGGUAUCCUGGACGUGCUGCAAAUCUUCGGUCGUGCCGGUCGUCCACAGUUCCAGGACACGGGUAUCGGCUUUAUUUGCACAACACACGAUAAGCUUUCUCACUAUCUUUCGGCAGUGACUUCUCAGCAACCGAUCGAAUCUCGGUUUUCUAGUCGACUUGUCGAUAAUCUCAACGCGGAAAUUUCUCUAGGAACUGUCACUUCGGUGCCAGAGGCAGUGCAAUGGCUGGGAUAUUCUUAUCUUUUCGUGCGCAUGAAACGCGAACCGCGCAAUUAUGGAAUUGAAUUCGCCGAGAUUAGAGAUGAUCCCAUGCUCGUCCAGCGACGCCGCCAGCUUAUCAUCCAGGCUGCUCUGGUUCUGCAAAAAAGUCAAAUGAUUAUCUACAACGAGAAGACGGAAGAACUUCGCGCGAAAGAUGUUGGCCGUAUUGCAAGUCAGUACUAUGUACUGCAAACUAGCGUUGAAAUUUUCAAUGAGAUGAUGCGUCCUCGAGCCGGUGACGCGGACGUGUUGAAGAUGAUCAGUAUGAGCGGCGAGUUCGACAACAUCCAAGCACGAGAGAGCGAAUCGAAGGAGCUUAACAGGCUUCGCGAUGAAGAAAUCCAGACAGAAGUAGAGGGAGGAAACGACUCACCCCACGCAAAGACCAACAUUCUACUUCAGUCGUACAUCUCGCGUGCCAAGAUUGAGGACUUUGCUCUUGUUUCAGAUUCAGGAUAUGUGGCCCAAAACGCGGCUCGUAUCUGCCGUGCACUAUUUAUGAUUGCUUUGAAUCGGCGCUGGGGAUACCAGUGCGAGGUACUCUUGUCAAUGUGCAAGUCUAUUGAGAAGCAGAUCUGGCCUUUCGACCACCCUUUCCACCAGUUUGAUUUGCCUCAACCUGUCUUGAAGAAUCUGGAUGAGAAGCUGCCUUCUUCUUCUAUCGAGGCCAUGAGAGAUAUGGAGACCGCUGAAAUCGGACAGCUAGUCCACAAUCACCGCAUGGGAAAGACGUUGACGAAAUUGAUCGACAACUUUCCCACCCUCAGUGUGGAAGCUGAGAUCUCACCAUUGAAUCGUGAUGUUUUGCGCAUCCGGCUUUGCAUUUACCCCGAUUUCGUCUGGAAUGAUAGGCACCAUGGCGCUUCGGAAUCUUACUGGAUCUGGGUUGAGAAUUCGGAGACAUCUGAAAUCUACCACCAUGAGUACUUCAUUCUGAGCCGGAAGAAACUCCAUGACGAUCAUGAGCUGAACUUCACUAUCCCUCUCUCGGAUCCAUUGCCAAGCCAGAUAUACGUUCGUGCGAUUUCUGAUCGAUGGCUAGGAGCGGAGAGUGUGACUCCUGUGUCGUUCCAGCACCUGAUCCGUCCUGACACAGAGAGCGUAUACACAGAUCUCCUCAACCUGCAGCCGCUUCCAGUGUCGGCUCUUAAGAACCCAAUUCUGGAAGAGUUGUAUGGACAACGGUUCCAGUUCUUCAACCCGAUGCAGACUCAGAUCUUCCACAUGCUCUAUCACACCCCAGCGAAUGUCUUGUUGGGUUCUCCGACAGGAAGUGGAAAGACAGUGGCUGCAGAGUUGGCCAUGUGGUGGGCUUUCAGAGAAAAGCCAGGAUCCAAGGUUGUGUACAUCGCACCCAUGAAAGCUCUCGUUCGCGAGCGUGUCCAGGAUUGGAAGAAACGCUUGACCGCAGCGAUGGGUCUCAAAUUGGUUGAGUUGACUGGUGAUAACACCCCUGACACCAGGACCAUCCGGGACGCUGAUAUUAUCAUCACAACGCCCGAAAAAUGGGAUGGUAUUUCUCGUAGCUGGCAAACCAGAGACUACGUGCGGAAGGUUAGCCUGGUCAUUAUUGAUGAGAUCCAUUUGUUGGGAGGUGAUCGAGGUCCCAUUCUCGAAAUCAUUGUUUCCCGAAUGAAUUACAUAGCCUCGCAGUCAAAGGGUUCUGUACGACUGAUGGGCAUGUCUACGGCUUGCGCGAAUGCCUCCGAUCUCGCCAAUUGGCUUGGAGUCAAGGAAGGGUUGUACAAUUUCCGGCACUCUGUUCGUCCUGUGCCUCUGGAAAUCUACAUCGAUGGAUUCCCUGAGCAACGGGGCUUUUGCCCUCUCAUGCAGUCGAUGAACCGACCAACAUUCCUUGCUAUCAAGAAUCACUCCCCCGAGAAGCCAGUGAUUGUUUUUGUCGCUUCUCGUAGACAGACCCGUUUGACCGCCAAGGAUUUGAUCAAUUAUUGCGGUAUGGAGGAUAACCCUCGUCGGUUUGUUCGCAUGUCUGAGGACGACCUGCAAUUGAACCUUGCACGAGUCAAGGAUGAAGCCUUGAGAGAAGCGCUCAGUUUCGGUAUUGGGUUGCAUCACGCUGGUUUGGUUGAAUCUGACCGACAGCUGUCCGAAGAACUGUUUGCAAACAACAAGAUCCAGAUCCUUGUCGCGACAAGUACCCUUGCCUGGGGUGUUAACCUUCCGGCACAUCUUGUUGUGGUCAAAGGAACGCAAUUCUUUGAUGCUAAAAUAGAAGGCUAUCGGGACAUGGACCUGACCGAUGUCCUGCAGAUGUUGGGUCGUGCAGGACGUCCACAGUUCGACUCGUCUGGUAUUGCACGUAUCUUUACUCAAGACUCGAAGAAGGCGUUCUACAAGCACUUCUUGCAUACUGGAUUUCCGGUUGAGUCUACCCUGCACAAGGUUCUGGAUAACCAUUUGGGCGCCGAAGUUUCGGCUGGUACCAUCGCAACUAAGCAGGACGCCUUGGACUAUUUGACAUGGACAUUCUUCUUCCGAAGACUGCACAAGAAUCCGUCUUACUACGGUCUCGAGAUUUCAGCUGAAGAGCACAACACCAUUGCCGCCCAAACCAUUGCUCAAGACUUCAUGAUCGAGCUGGUCGACAAGUCGCUCGGUGAACUGGCUGAAUCGUCGUGUGUCAUCUUUGAUUCUGCAACGGGCGAUGUCGACCCUACUCCGUUCGGCAAGAUCAUGAGUUACUACUACCUCUCGCACAAGACAAUCCGUUUCCUGAUGACGCAUGCGAAGUCCAACCCUUCGUUCCAAGACGUGCUGAGCUGGAUGUGCUCUGCGACUGAAUUCGACGAGCUGCCCGUCCGACACAACGAAGACCUCAUUAACGCCGAACUCGCCCGCAACCUGCCCCUAUCCGUCGAAUCCAUGGGCGACCUUCCCCUCUGGGAUCCCCACGUGAAGGCCUUCCUCCUUCUCCAAGCCUACAUGUCGCGAAUCGACCUCCCCAUCUCCGAUUACGUCGGUGAUCAAACCUCCGUCCUGGACCAGGGAAUCCGUAUCCUGCAAGCCUCCAUCGACGUCAUGGCCGAGAUGGGCUACUUCCGAGCCUGCCACCUCCUCAUGUCCCUCCUCCAAUGCAUCAAAUCCGCCCGAUGGCCCGAAGACCUCUCCUUCUCCAUCCUCCCUGGCAUCGAGCUCGGCGAGAAGCCGCGUGCCCUCCCUGACUCCCUCGCCGCGCUCUCUUCCCAACCCCCGGCAUCCAUCUCCUCCCUCGCCCGCAAACUCCACCUCCCCUCCUCCACCGCCGCCCAAUUCACCAAGGCCGCCUCUUUCCUCCCUCACCUCUCCAUCUCCGUCCCUACCGUCUCCCCCACCGGCAUCACCGUCUCCAUCACCCGCCGCAACCCGCCCACAAAACCCGACCACCAAAUCUACGCCCCUCGCUUCCCCAAACCCCAAACAGAGGGCUUCUUCCUGAUCGUCUGCACCGCCACCCCAGACGGCCAGGACGGCGAUCUCCUCGCGCUGAAGCGCAUCUCGUGGCCGUCGUUCAAUAAACAGCGCAGCAUCGCGGGGAGCGCCGGCUCGAGCAGGAACCCCAGCGAGAACAAGAAACCUCACGCAAAGGGCCCCUUGACGGUCCGCUCGUCGGUCAAGUUCCCAGGCCUGGUGCUUGCCGAGACGUCGGAGCUUCGUGUCAAUAUCAAGGUCAUUAGUGAUUCGUACCCGGGCAUGGAGUGGGACUUGCUCAAUGUGAAUGUCGACUUGGGGGCUGGGAAGCAGAAGCAGCAGGUUGUGGAGGAGUCGGCGAAUUAUCCGGCGAAAGAGUGAUUUGGUUGAGCUGAGCUUCUGGGGCUUGGUUGUCCCCUCUCUCGCGUUCUAGAGGAUCAUGCAUUCACCAUAGAGCCUUUUGUUGAUACUGGUAAAUAAUAUUUGGUUGGAAUGUCAAUAUUAAAAGAGCUACGAAAGACAGCGAGAUAAUUGAUAC
This is a messenger RNA of Aspergillus steynii IBT 23096, 6283 nucleotides long. Its product is annotated as RNA helicase SLH1. The record is from RefSeq and is a predicted model, not a curated record. Gene Ontology annotation, molecular function: ATP hydrolysis activity; ATP binding; nucleic acid binding. NCBI's taxonomy places the organism in Eukaryota, Fungi, Ascomycota, Eurotiomycetes, Eurotiales, Aspergillaceae. The transcript has a single exon. The coding region runs from base 109 to 6126 and encodes 2005 amino acids.